Sclerotinia sclerotiorum 1980 UF-70 is the source of this 231-nucleotide messenger RNA. RefSeq lists its product with no specific name. Bases 1 to 231 code for a protein of 76 amino acids. The transcript has a single exon. Lineage: Eukaryota; Fungi; Ascomycota; Leotiomycetes; Helotiales; Sclerotiniaceae. The record is from RefSeq and is a predicted model, not a curated record.
AUGAAUGAGGUUGUAGGAAGGAGGAAGGAGGAAGGAGGAAGGAGGAAGGAGGAAGGAGGAAGGAGGAAGGAGGGAGGGGGAAGGAGGAAGGAGGAAGGAGGAAGGAGGAAGGAGGAAGGAGGAAGGAGGAAGGAGGAAGGAGGAAGGAGGAAGGAGGAAGGAGGAAGGAGGAAGGAGGAAGGAGGAAGGAGGAAGGAGGAGGAGGAAGGAGGAAGGAGGAGUAGACUAUAG